AUGAAAUUCAAUUUUGAAAUAACAAAAUCUAUGACGUUAGAUGAUCCACUUUUUGUUACCAUAUUUGAUAAAGAAUGGGAAGAAUUUUUAAAAAAUGGAACCAUUAUAGGUGAUCAAUUAUUAACAGAUUCUGAUAGUAAAUUAUUAACAGAUUUUGAUGCAUUGAUGCGAUUUUAUGAGAAAUAUAUUUAUCAUAAAGAACAAAGUUAA
Molecule: messenger RNA, 210 nt
Organism: Didymodactylos carnosus
Lineage: Eukaryota; Metazoa; Rotifera; Eurotatoria; Philodinida; Philodinidae
Source: the annotation of a GenBank genome assembly